Molecule: messenger RNA, 1605 nt
Organism: Paraphaeosphaeria sporulosa
Lineage: Eukaryota; Fungi; Ascomycota; Dothideomycetes; Pleosporales; Didymosphaeriaceae
Product: Cryptochrome/photolyase FAD-binding domain-containing protein
Exons: 2
Coding region: 1-1605 (534 amino acids)
Biological process (GO): circadian regulation of gene expression; entrainment of circadian clock by photoperiod
Cellular component (GO): nucleus; cytoplasm
Molecular function (GO): FAD binding; DNA binding
Source: RefSeq, a predicted model, not a curated record
AUGUCGAAGCGCUCCUCAUAUAAUCGAUCCGAACUCGGACGUCCCUCCACUAAACGUGCCAAACAAAUCGAUGAGGACCGACCAUUUGACAAUCUCAUUAAACUGCUCGAGGAGCAAGAAGAGAAGAAAGAAGUCACAAAGGUGGUCCACUGGUUCCGCCCCAAAGAUCUCCGCAUUCACGACAACACUGGUCUACACCAUGCCUCGCAUCUCUCUCAAAGUUCCAAGAGACCACUGGUAUGCAUCUAUCUUCAUUGCCCUGCAGAGGAGAGCUGGCAUGGUACAAGCCCAGCCCGCAUGGAUUUUAUGCUCGAAGGCCUGAAAUUAAUGCAAGAGGAACUCAAGGCGCUGCACAUUCCCCUUGUAUUCUUAGAGUCGCAAGAGCGGAAUGGUCACUUUCCCACGGUUGCCAGAUUUCUGAAAGAGAACCACGUAUCGCACGUAUUCGCCAAUUUCGAGUAUGAGGUCGAUGAGAUCCGCCGGGACAUUGGGCUAGUUCAAGAAGUCGGCAGUGACGUGCAAGUCUCCAUCUAUCACGAUCAAACCGUAGUUGAGCCUGGCUCUAUGCUCACCGGUAGCGGUAAACCGAUGAAGGUCUUCACACCCUAUCAUCGAGCUUGGCUUGAUAGAGUAAAAGAAGAACCGAGUCUGCUCGAUACUCAGCCUGCACCAGCGAAGAAUGACGCCUCGGCUGCCAAAGAGCUCAAAUAUCUUUUUGGUUCCAAGUUACCGAAUGUUGCGAAAGAUAAGCAGUUCGCUUCGAACGAUGACAAAAAGCGCAUCCGUAAAUUAUGGCCAGCAGGUCAUGCAGCAGGCAUGGAACGCAUGGAUUCUUUUCUAUCACAGAUCGACAACUAUGCGGCUACUCGCUCGAAUCCGGCCGAAGAUAGCACCUCGCGAAUGUCAGCUUAUUUCUCCGCAGGUAUGGUGUCUGUGCGGGAAGCAUUAUCUAAGGUCCGCGAGUACAAUGAAGGCAGUUCCGACUUCACCGAAGGCGGUUCGAGCCAUGGGGUGUACUCUUGGGUGCGCGAAAUCGUAUUUCGAGAAUUGUAUCGCCAGACACUGAUGACAACACCGCACACGGGAAUGAAUCUUCCGCAAAACCUCAAAUUCGAUUUCGUGAAGUGGGAAGAUGACGAAGAAGGGUGGGAGAAGUGGUACAAGGGCAUGACUGGCGAACCUUUUAUCGAUGCUGGAAUGCGACAGUUGAACACGGAGGCAUAUAUGCAUAAUAGAUUGCGUAUGAAUGUCUCUAGCUAUUUAUACUGCAACCUUCUUCUCGAUUACCGACGAGGAGAGCGGUAUUUCGCGGAGACGCUGAUUGACUGGGACCUGUCCAACAAUACUCAGGGCUGGGAGCCCAGCUACACUGUUUUCAAUCCUGUAUCACAGUCAGAGAAGAAUGAUCCUAGUGGUAGCUACAUAAGGAAAUGGGUACCAGAGCUAAAGGAUGUCCAGGGCAAAGCGAUCUUUGCGCCCUACAAUCGGCUCAGCAAAGAAGAAUUUGAGAAGCUGGGCUAUCCAAAACCGCAUGUCGACUGGAAGGAGACAAAGCAGCGAGCUAUUGAACGAUUCAAGUCCAACAUGCGCGAUGUGACGCCUUGA